CUCAUCCCGUUUUCAUCAUAUCGUUCGAUAAUCGGCUUGCCGUGGUACUCCUAUAUAUAUUCCCUUCUUCAGAAACUCUUUUAGUUUCAGUUGGGAUUCCUUGCGAUUCGAGCUCACUCACUGGUGCUUAUCGUCCCUAGUCUACACUGUCAGCACUUACUCCACGGUAUUCUUACAAUCAGGUCCACCAUGCCCCAUUCAGAAUUGCAAGACGCUGGAAUCCCAGUCAUCGACAUAUCGGAUCCGUCGCCGGGAGUAGCCCAGGAAGUUUUAGACGCCGCCUCCACACAUGGCUUCCUCUUUAUCAAAAAUGACGGCGUAACGAUAUCGCCAAAGGACAUCCAUGGAAUGUUCGAAUUGUCGCGUCAGUACUUCCAGCAAUCUCCAGACCAAAAGGCUGAAUACGCCUGGGGCUCCGAAAAGGCUGGAGGCAAGAACCGCGGAUGGGUGUCCAUGCAAGGCGAGGCUCUUGAUCCUAAAGGGCAGAAGCAAGGCGACCCCAAAGAAGCCUUCAACAUAGCCGAGCCAUACCCAAAGCUCCAACCCCUUCCACCUCCCUUAUCAGACUCUUCCGAUCUCAUCAGCCGCUUCCAAACCUCCUGCCACACGCUCUGCACCAACAUCCUCACCCUCCUCGGCACCGCGCUCUCCAUACCCUCCUCCCAAGGCGGCAGCUCCUGGUUCUCCACGCGGCACGACCAAUCGCGCGGCCCGUCCGGCACCAUCUUCCGCAUGCUGUACUACCCCAAGUCUUCUGUUCCCGAGGACGGUGCAUCUAUCCGGGCAGGCGCGCACUCUGACUACGGAUCGGUGACUCUCCUGUUCAGACUGCCUGGUCAGCCUGGACUUGAGAUUCUGAAAGAGGAUAGCAGUUGGGCGCCUGUGCCUGUUAACCCUUUCCCAUCGACCCUGACGGACCCGCCGAUCCUGGUCAACAUCGGCGACUUGCUGUCCUUCUGGACGAACGGCAUGCUGAAGAGCACGGUGCAUCGCGUGACCUUCAGCGGUGGGGGCGAGGAGCGGUAUAGCAUGGCAUAUUUCUGUCAUCCGCUCGAUGAUGCGAAGUUGGAAGCCGUCCCUAGUAAAGUCAUCGAGGACUUCGGUGACACAGGCGCUCAGGAGUUGAAGAGUCAGAGGGAAAGGCUAGGACUGGAUGCGGACGGGGAGAGUGAGGUGCUCACUGCCGGGGAGCACUUAGCGAGGAGGCUGAAGGUCACAUACGGAUUGAAAGAGUGAGCAUGGUAAAAUUCGGCGGCAUAAUGAAACAGUGGUAUGAGCAACGAACGCUUUGUUAGAUACGAUUGAUUGAUGGUCUCUAUGCUUCCGCGUGUUAUUGACGCCGCGCUAUGCAUUACCCAUAACGCCUGGCUUGCUAUGCGUCACCUUCCUUUAACCCAAGAUAACCGCCUUUGUGCAUUUUCAUCCAAAGUUGUACAUCUCUUCCACCGCAUAUCUCACACCCAUCAAUAUGUAAUCAUCCCCUCCUCUUCCUACUCGCCCGGCCUAAUCCGGCAUCACUUGCCCCAUCCCUCACGACCCCGAUCCCUUCAAGGACAUUGCUCUCUUCGACCUUCCCACCCAUCGCUUUAAUCAUCUUCUCUCUUGCCCUCUGAGCUCCCGGCGAAUCCCACCCGAGCUCCUGGCUAGGCUGAUACCCCUCGAACACUUUCUUCUCCUCGC
Messenger RNA from Trematosphaeria pertusa, 1680 nucleotides. Its product is annotated as Clavaminate synthase-like protein. NCBI's taxonomy places the organism in Eukaryota, Fungi, Ascomycota, Dothideomycetes, Pleosporales, Trematosphaeriaceae. Gene Ontology annotation, molecular function: dioxygenase activity. The record is from RefSeq and is a predicted model, not a curated record. Bases 190 to 1236 code for a protein of 348 amino acids. The transcript is spliced from 4 exons.